GCGGUCACGUGACACCGUGAAACCCGGAAGCUGCGGCGGUUGGGCUCGUGCCUCCUCCGUGUUGUUGUGGAAGCGAAAUGAAAACAAGCAGAAGUGACACUUGAGAUGCUCUCGAGGCGACGUUUUCAGGAAUAAACCAGUGAAACCGAUGUGUCGGGACGCGCUGCUCUCUGGCUCGGUCGCUCAUCGGAUAAUGCGGCACUACGGCUACAAAAUCUGCGUUUUGCUGUUGGGUUUGUACUUGUGCGGAUGUUUUUCACAUGUGUCCGCCUGCGACAAUGAGCCAGAGACUCCAGACUGGAGGAUGACUCUGAAAACUAUCCGUAAUGGAAUACACAAAAUUGAUACGUACCUGAACGCAGCACUGGACCUGUUUGGGGGCGAUGACGGACUGUGUCAUUACAGAUGUAGUGAUGGGUACAAGCCAAUUCCUCGUCCCGGAUACAAGCAGCCACCACCCAACGGAUGUGGCUCCCCACUGUUUGGGUUUCAGUUUGAUAUAGGUAUCCCAUCCAUGACCAAAUGUUGUAACCAACAUGACCGCUGCUAUGACACCUGCGGCCGCGAGAAACACGAGUGUGACGACCAGUUCCAGGACUGUCUGGAGACCAUCUGCAGGAAUGUGCAAAGGACUCUGGGAUUGGCUCAGAGCGUUCAAGCAUGUGAGUCAGCAGUGACUCUGCUUUUCGACGCUGUUAUGCACUUGGGAUGUAAGCCAUAUCUGGACAGUCAGCGAGACUCCUGUGUGUGUCAAUAUGAAAUGAAGAGGGAGCUGUAACACCACCACUGGACUCAGGCUGAGGAUCUGACUCCAACAGAAACUCAACGCUGAAUAAACGCUGCCAGCAAUAAACUUUUCUUUUCAGACUUGUAGGUUUUUCUCAGGGAUAGAGCUUCUUUAUCUGGCACUAAUCUUUGUCCUUUGUCCUUUUUGUUAGUGUUUUAAAAUAUACGUGUUUGUACAUUGAAUGGGAAAGUGGACAAUGAAUAUAUAUCUUGUGUAAUUGAUUAUUUAUAUGCCAUUAAUUGUAUUUAAUGUGAAUUUUCCCUGAUGGUGCUUGAUUUGGGACUUGGGAAAGAUCCAGUCUUUAAAACAACACUUUAUUUUAUUUGUAUGUUAAAUCUUUAUAAUCUCCUAGUAAGUUUCCAGUUAAAAAAACAAAACACUACUGACUCUGUUUAGCUUGUACAUGUUUAACUGAUUUACACUAAUUUAUUAAAAGUAGAGCAACCUGAAGUUGUUUUUUUAAAUCGAUUUCUACAUAGCCAAGAAUACAAUUCAUCGCAUAUUAGGAAUAAUAUUUGCAGCAAUAAAUUAUUAAUAAAUAUACAUUUACUUGAUUGUAGAUGGAGCUGUUUGUCUCAGAUGAAAUAGAACCUGAAUGAACUAAAUUGUCUGAUGUUCUUAGAAUGUAAAGCUGCCAUUUCUCCCAUUUCCCUUAGAGGAACGUGUGAUUAUUAUGUCAACAUUGUGUGUUUCUGUUGCAUAAAAUGUAGGUUUCCGUUUAUAAAAUGUGGAGCAGAACACAUUGGUUUACACUCAUGUAGAAAACAUCCGAUAACUUGUCAGUCACAAUAAAGCUUUUGUUGACAUUU
This is a messenger RNA of Acanthochromis polyacanthus (spiny chromis), 1596 nucleotides long. It is a transcript of the gene pla2g12a, whose product is annotated as phospholipase A2, group XIIA. Gene Ontology annotation, cellular component: extracellular region. The record is from RefSeq and is a predicted model, not a curated record. NCBI's taxonomy places the organism in Eukaryota, Metazoa, Chordata, Actinopteri, Pomacentridae. The coding region runs from base 149 to 778 and encodes 209 amino acids. The transcript is spliced from 4 exons. Gene Ontology annotation, molecular function: calcium ion binding; A2-type glycerophospholipase activity. Gene Ontology annotation, biological process: arachidonate secretion; phospholipid metabolic process; lipid catabolic process.